This is a messenger RNA of Phoenix dactylifera (date palm), 1729 nucleotides long. The record is from RefSeq and is a predicted model, not a curated record. NCBI's taxonomy places the organism in Eukaryota, Viridiplantae, Streptophyta, Magnoliopsida, Arecales, Arecaceae.
ACAGUUCCGGAGGAAAAAUAUUGCUGAAACCUCCGCCUAUAAGACCACGUACAAACCGCUCUUCUCCCACCACUCCUUCCACUUGCUCAUGGCCACCACACUCGCCCCAGUUGAAGAAGGAGGGAGCGGAGGAGGAGGAGAUCAAACCGAAGGGAGUAGGAUGCUCCGCGGGGCAUCAGACCGGCGGUCACACUACGCCCUCCUGGGGGUCAACUACGUGGCCCUCUUCGUGGGCACCCUCGCCUCCACGCUCCUCUCCCGGUUCUACUUCGUCCAUGGCGGUUCGAAGCGGUGGGUCGCCACCCUCGUCCAGUCGGCCGGCUUCCCUCUACUUCUCGUCCCUAUCUAUCUCUCUCCCUCGUCUUCUGCCCCCUUCUCUCGCUUCAGUCCUCGCCUUUUCGCUCUGUGCGUCCUUCUUGGACUCCUCCUUGGUGUCAACAAUCUCUUCAUCUCCUGCGGCCAAUCGUACCUUCCGGUGUCCACUUAUUCUCUUAUUCUCUCGUCCCAGCUUGCCUUCAUUCUUGUGCUCACAGCUCUUCUCGUUCGCCAGCCGCUAACCUUCUCGAAUCUCAACUGCGUCGUUCUUCUUACGCUCGCCUCCAUCCUCCUCGCCACCGGCUCCGACUCCGACCGGCCCGCCGGCAUCUCCAGCUCGUGCUUCUUCCUCGGCUUCGCCGCCACGCUGGGCGCCGCCGGCCUCUUCGCCGCCUACCUCCCGGCCAUGGAAUUGGUGUACAGAAAGGUGGACGGGUACCGGAUGGUGAUGGAGGUGCAGGUGGUGAUGGAGGCGGCGGCGGCGGCGCUGGCUGCGGCGGGGGUGGCGGCCGGAGGGAGGUGGAGUGUGGAGGAGCGGUGGGAUUUGGGGAAGGCGGGGUACUGGGCGACGAUCGCGGCGACGGUGGUGAGCUGGCAGCUGUGCUUCAUGGGGACCGCCGGGAUGGUGUACUUGACGUCGUCGCUCAACAGCGGGAUCUGCAUGACGGCGCUGCUGGCUGUGAACGUUCUCGGUGGAGUGGUGACGUUCGGGGACAUGUUCGGCGGGCAGAAGGCGGUGGCGCUGGCAUUAUGCUUGUGGGGGUUCUCUUCAUAUCUCUAUGGGGAGUACAAGAAGAAGAAGAAGAAGAAGGAGGAGGAGGAGGAGGAGGAAGAAGAUGAGGAGGGUGAGAAGGGGGAGGUGGCGGUCGUGGUGGCGGAAGGGGACAAGGAAAGGUUGGGCGGCGGGAGCGGUGGAGACGGGGAUUUUAAGCUUUGAGUGGUCUAAGGUUGUCUUUGUCUUUGUUUUGUUUUGUUCUUGUUUUUCCUUUCUUUGUAGUGCUAAAUGGGGCUGGGUAAGGAGGGUGGUUUAAUUUUGUUAGCUAGGUUGCAGGAUUACAAGAAGCGAAGUGAUUGGCUGCAGAAAAGGAAAGGGUGAGUUGGUUUUAAAGUUCGUUGCUGGAAUGAUGAAUCAAUUAAGACCGUCGACAAGCAUCUUAUAGAAUAAAAGAUGGGUGUGUGUUAUGCGUGCUCAUGUGGCUUGGGUCUUGGGUUUGAUGUUUUUCUAAUUCUGAAUCAUGCCAUCAGUUAUUCUAGUGCUUGGUGGUUGGCCAACUUCGAGUAGUAUAUUAACAACCUGUGCAAGUUGGUUGCUGUGGGAUUAUUUGAGAGAUAUAAUUGCACUUCACCCGGGUUAGUGUUUCUCAUUUUGGCAUGGCAUCCACAUAAAAUAUCAGGCUCCACUGUUUUUGUCGCC